Drosophila novamexicana is the source of this 1056-nucleotide messenger RNA. RefSeq names its product COPII coat assembly protein sec16. NCBI's taxonomy places the organism in Eukaryota, Metazoa, Arthropoda, Insecta, Diptera, Drosophilidae. Bases 1 to 1056 code for a protein of 351 amino acids. The transcript has a single exon. The record is from RefSeq and is a predicted model, not a curated record.
AUGUGGAUUAAGUGUCUGCGCAUACUGCUGCCCUUGCUGCUGAUCUACCCCUCGUAUGCCGCCAAUCUCUCCCCGCUAGUCAAGAAGCAGACGCAAUCGAAGCAACCGCAGAUAUCGCAGUCGUCGCAGCAACAGCAGACAACAAGCCACAACACCGCAGCUGGCCAGCAAUAUGCGCAGGAGCCGGAUCUGCCUGCCGAGCAACAGGAUAUUAAGAGCGAAGAGGAGGAUGAUCCAUAUCAAUUGUUGCACGAGUUCAAGCAGGAUUCGCGAUUGCCGGCCUCAUCCUCAAACUAUGCUUGGAAUCCGUACACGGCAACUGCUGCCGCAGACGGCGCACCCAUCAAUCCAUAUGAGAGUAUGGCUCCAGCUGCUCCGGCCUUGCCCAUGCCCAAGAUGCUUCCAUUUAUUGGCUACGCACAGCCGCUGCUCAUACCCUUUCCUCUGUACAUAGCUCCCGACAUGUUCUAUCCCUCGUAUCCGGACUCCACUAAUAACCUGGAAGAUGUGGUUAUGUCGCGCGCAGCCGGCGAACGUCGUCCGCCCUCGUCUCAUUCGUCUCGCAACUCGCCCAUAUAUUAUGUUCGCCUGCCUCCAACUCCAUACAUGUUUGUGCCCACCAACCUAGCACCCACACCGUUUGGCAACAGCUUCUCGCCCCUGCUGACAUACCAGCCCAUGCCCACAUUCUCCACCUUUGGAUCGGUCUUCAAUCUGCCCGUCAAUUUCUUGUCCAAUGGCAAGCCCUCAGGAAUUUAUCAGAUGCACGGCGCGCCAAGCGACUUGGCACCAUUCACGCCUGGGUUCGGCAGUAGCUUUAAUAUGCGCCCGCCCACACCCAGCAAUCCGUAUCGACCUGUGCCGCCGGCUCCGGCUGCUGGCUACGGACAUGGUCAGCAGAGCUUUGGCCUGGCAGCAUUGCCAGCACCGCAACAGGAUUCGAAGUUGACCUCUCUGAAGCGCCCGUUUGUGUUCAAUGGCCGCCCUGAAGAUAUCUAUAUACUGCCCAACAAUCUGAACUCUCUGUACAAUUACAACGAACAGAAUUACUACUGA